Lithohypha guttulata is the source of this 1107-nucleotide messenger RNA. RefSeq lists its product as uncharacterized. The record is from RefSeq and is a predicted model, not a curated record. The transcript is spliced from 4 exons. The coding region runs from base 1 to 1107 and encodes 368 amino acids. Gene Ontology annotation, molecular function: FAD binding. NCBI's taxonomy places the organism in Eukaryota, Fungi, Ascomycota, Eurotiomycetes, Chaetothyriales, Trichomeriaceae.
AUGUCAAUUCAGUGGGGGUUACCUCUGCUGGAGACCUGCUUUGACGAAGAUAAAUACAACAAACUGUCCACGACUGCCGUGGACCCCAAUUUCGAGCCUCCCGAGCCUGGUAAGGUGCCAACAUUUAACGGCGAAACCGGAGAAUGGAUCAUUGAUAUCCCUUUGGUGCGGACAUAUCGUGUGUCUCGACGUAAAUUCAGGGCGUUCUGUGCUGAGGACAUAAAUGUGCAGUACGACAAGAAGCUCAAGGACAUUGUUUACUCCGACACUGACACAACAGUCACGGCACAGUUCGAGGAUGGAAGCUCUGCUACGGGCACACUUCUUGUCGGCGCCGAAGGAACCCACUCACUGACUCGGCAUCUCAUAUUUGACAAUGACGAGUCCAAGGCAGCUGCUCAUAGCGUCCUAUUCAAUGCCAUAAACCUGCAUGUGUGCUACAACGACGCAGAAAAGGCGCGUCACGUCCGGCGGCAUCACCCGAUCAUGUAUCACGCUAUCCAUCCAAGGGGGUAUUGGUUGUUUGUUGCCAUACAGGAUGUGCCAGAUCCUGACAAGCCAGAGACUUGGGUGUUUCAGUUACAGUGCACAUGGAAAAAGACGUUGGAACCAGACCUUUCAGAGGACGAAGUCUCGAGUCUAGAGAAGCACAAAAAACGAGCCGAGACUUUUGGUGAACCAUUCAAGAGUGCGAACUUGUGGAUACCUGAAGGGACGAAGUUGUCGGUGAACAAGCUCGGAUACUGGGUACCAGAGAAGUGGAACACACGAAACGGUCGUGUGAUUAUUGCUGGGGACGCUGCUCAUCCCAUGACUUUUCAGCGCGGGCAGGGAUUGAACCAUGGUAUAGCAGAUGCCGCUUCCCUUACCAAGCUCCUAGCUGCUGUAAAAGACGGGAGUAAGUCGCAAGAAGCUGCUAUUGAGGAGUAUGUAGACGAGAUGGUACCACGAGCUGGAGAAGAGGUCAAAAUGAGCAUCGUAAAUACCGAGAUGCUGCAUGACUUUGAGAAGAUGACGAACAGCCCGUUCUUCAAAAAGGGCGGGCAUGCGAAUGCUGGGAACAAGCAGGCUCUGGAGGAGCAGAGAGCGAAGGAGGAAGCUGCAUAG